Drosophila rhopaloa is the source of this 837-nucleotide messenger RNA. RefSeq names its product growth arrest and DNA damage-inducible proteins-interacting protein 1 (gene CRIF). The record is from RefSeq and is a predicted model, not a curated record. The transcript has a single exon. Gene Ontology annotation, cellular component: nucleus. The coding region runs from base 68 to 766 and encodes 232 amino acids. Lineage: Eukaryota; Metazoa; Arthropoda; Insecta; Diptera; Drosophilidae.
UCCACCGUUAUUGUUUUCUUGCAUCUCUAUUGGAAAUUAAUAAACUUUUUUGCUUUAAGAUUUUAACAUGAAUUUGGGCAAAUUAAACGCUGUUAGCAGACUUCCUGCCCUCCGCUUAAGCUUGCAAUACUCGAGUGCUGCUAAGGCGGAACUGCCGGCGUCCUUGGUCGGCGAUGAGGAUGAGGAACCGGCUUAUCCGCAGACGGUAGACAGAUCCGGCCUGCAGCCACAACACAAAAAUGUGCUUCUGAACAAAAAGCCCUACCAGGAGGCCCACUCCUGGAUUCAUCUGACCGAGAAAUACCAGAGACAGGCCUUCGGGCGUUACGGCGCCGAGAGCAAUGUGAACCCCAAGAUCUGUUUCGAUCCCCGCGGAGAGCAAGACAACAGGCAGGUUAUGCAACUAGAGACGCUCCUGAAAAUGCUGGAGAAGAACCGCGCGCAGAAGGCCGAGGAGCUGGAGAAGAUCAAUGCCCGCGAAGAGGACAUUGCCAAGAAGAUGGAGAAGCUGAAGCAGUGGAAGGCCGAUCUGCACGCGAAGGUCGCCAAGCGAGAGGCGGAUGCGGCUGCGGCCAUACAACGGAAGGAACGCCUGGUGGAAGAAGUGCGUCGACACUUCGGCUUCAAGGUGGACACCCGCGAUGAACGAUUCAAGGAGAUGCUGGAGCAAAAGGAGAAGGAGGACAAGAAGAAGCAGAAGGAAGCCAAGCGAAAGGCCAAGGAGGAGAAGAUGAUGGCCAAGUUGGUGGAGAAGACAUCUGCAUAAUGUUACUUUAGUUGAUAAGCAAGGAACUGUUGUCUGUUGCCUUCUAAAAUAAAUAUCCAGAAAAAAUGGUA